Molecule: messenger RNA, 3413 nt
Organism: Paramacrobiotus metropolitanus
Lineage: Eukaryota; Metazoa; Tardigrada; Eutardigrada; Parachela; Macrobiotidae
Exons: 11
Coding region: 303-3029 (908 amino acids)
Molecular function (GO): RNA binding; protein binding
Source: RefSeq, a predicted model, not a curated record
ACUUGCCUCCUAUUUCUGAUUGGCUACUGUUGCACCUCUGCUUGGUGCAGGGCCAAAACCGCCAAAACCGCUAGCGCGUUCACGCGAUGUCUGGCGAAAAUUUUCACUUUUCUUUCAUUCUUGGAUCAGACGGUUUUGGUGUCAUUGCGCCUCAGCGAAUCGACCUUUAGCUGCUAAAGUGUUCCGUUUUUGAUCGUGGUUUUUUUAUCCGUCUUAUCGUCGUCCAUCGUUUUUUUCCGGAAUGGCUCUGCAGCGAGCAGAAAGCACCACGUCCAUUGGACGGUCCGCUUCAGACGGAUCGGAUGGCCUCGAUCAGUGGAUGCCGUCGUUUUGCCCCAGAGGAGAUCCAGGAACGAACGGCAUCCCAGAAGCCGUCAUCACGAACUCCUUUUAAAGUCCGCGGACCUAGUAAAGCUGCCCUCCGAUUUUUCGACGUCAAGAUUACUUCGCCGAAUCAACAAGGCGAAGAAGGCCGUAUCCGGAAGGAUCAGAAUCGGCGCAUCAUCCGCCUUGUUCUUCCCAUGCUGAGUGAGCGCCUUGGCUUUUCGCAACUUCCCGUCUUCGCGUACGACGAUGAGAAAACCUUUGUUCUGGUCAACGUGGAUCUCUCCUGGCCUUUUCGUCACAAGGAGACCAUCGACGUUACGCUGGAGGGCCCAGUGCAGAACAAUGGACAGGCCAAUGGAAUGCCGUUUCAAGUCGUCCUGACGUACACGAAGUACCUGACGGUCACCGAAGCCGAUUUCCUUCAGCCAGUCAACCCAGAGGACAAGAAAGCGGUGCGAAGCGUUAUCGAGCGUCUGCAGGCACUGAAUCUGUUGCUGCGCGAGGCCAUCUCCGACACGCAUCAAGCCGCCAUUGAAAAUCCAAACCACACGGUUGUAGCCAUGGGUGACAAAGUGUACGCCAACGUUAACGUCGACGUUUUUCCUGGCGAUCAAGAGAAGUGGCGUGCUAUUUGGCCUGGGUUUACUGCGGCCAUGCGUCUUUCGCGUACCGGAUUGAUCCUAACUGCGGACCAGACCCACUCAGUGUUCUUUAAGGAAGACUUCUUGUCCAACAGUCUUACCAACUCUUUGCGUGCCCCUCUACACGUGGAAAGAAUUCACGACCGCGAUUUAAAGGGACUGUCGCAGGUGUUUGGUGGCCGUCAGGUGGAGUUUCAGGCGUCGGAUGGCCGAGAUUAUGAGGGAGGCGUCAUCACGAAGUUCGCCAUGUCCCCAUGUUCCCACUUCGUUCCAAGAGAUCAGAAUCCACAGCAGCAUUCUUUGCAGCAGAUGUACGCCAACCGUAACAAGAAACUGAAUCACCCCAAUCUGCCGGCUGUUGAAGUUCGCCUGGGACAGACCUUGUACUGGGUUGCGCCGGAGCUGUGUUAUCUGGUGGCUGGACAGCGCUACCAGAAGGCGCUGACAAAGCAGGAACAGGCCGGAUUCAUUCGAAUUGUUGGAAAGACACCGGACAAGCGCAUCAGCACUAUCAAGGAUUUCUUGCAUCUUUGCCGGGUUCGCGAUCACGCGGUGAUGCGAACGACGGGAAUUGAAAUAGCUGAAGAUUUUAUCGAGAUCGGGGCGCGGAUUCUCCCACAGCCCAUAAUCCAGUACGAUACCCAUGGGUCCACCGACGGAGGCUGUGUACAGCCUGGCAAUGGGACUUGGAAUAUGCCACGUGCGAUCCGAUACAACCAGACAUCUGACAUGCCCAAUUUUGUGAUUAUGGUCUUUCCGAAUCGUAAUGGACAAGAAUGCAUCCAAAAGUCGCAGAUCGAGCGCUUUGUUAAUGAAUUGCGAUUGGAAGGUCAGCGCCGAGGCAUGCGAUGGAACGAAGGCAUGCAUGUGGUGUCACUGCAAGAUUCCGGCAGCUUUAUUCCGGAGAUUACGCGAGUUGUGCAGAGCAAAAGACCUCAGUUUGUUUUCGGGGUGUUUGAAAAAGGCAUGGACCGACAGUAUUCUGACUUCAAGAAAGUGAUGGACAAUGAGAUGGGAAUUCCGAGCCAGGGACUGCUCUCUCAGACGGUCAUAAAAAAUCCGCGUGGUUGUGUGGAGAACAUCAUGUACAAGGUUAACGUAAAAUGUGGAGGCACUAAUAAUGUUCUUGCGGAAAGCUCGCUGGGCACACUGCGUCUAUUGGAUCGAGUUUUCAUGAUUGUCGGGAUCUCGCUAUCGCAUGGAAAAACAAAGGAAGCCGAUGCAAAGCCAUCUUACGCGGGAUUUGUGGCGAGCGUCGAUGACUCGUUCCGCUCUUGGGCUACCGAUGUCAGCGUCAUUGAAUCGAAUACGGCGGUUCUGCCGGACAUCACGUCGCAGAUGGAAAACCUGCUCAGCCAGUACAGAAAGAACACUGGCACUAAUCCGGAAGUUAUGGUGGUGUAUCGCGAUGGGGUGACUCGAACGCAUGAGAAUGAGUUGCAUAAAAACGACCUGAAGUGCAUCCGCCAGGCACUGGAUAAUAUGGGCGCCGCUACGAAACUCGUUUUUGUCGUUGUCAACAAGAUGCACCGUAUCCGAUUUUUCCGUAAACCGAAACCGCUUGCCGGAGGAGAACUGCGUUACAUGCCUGAUAAUAUUCCGGCCGGUCUGGUUGUGGAUAGCGAAGUUGUGGAUCCUUAUGAUGAUGAUUUCUAUCUGGCGUCGCAUCGCGGAGCUUUGGGCACCAGCCGUCCAAUUCGGUAUCACAUUUUGGUGCGGGACGACGAGGCAUUCACAACGGAUGAUAUUCAGCAGCUCACCAUGAGUCUGUGUUAUGUGUACCAACGGUGCACCAUGGGCGUUUCUAUUCCGGCUCCAUUGUAUUAUGCCAAUUUGGCCGCAGCGCGUUGCAGCGUUUUGGCGGAAGGAGUUGUUCGUGGGUUGCCGUAUGAAAUGAUGAGCGAUCGUGGUGGACGCGGAGGACGUGGAGGGCGCGGUGGUCGUGGAGGAGGGCGCGGAGGUCGUAGACAGGUCAAUUGGGGCGCGGCUGCCAACGAGAUUUCGCGAGGCAUUCAGAUACAUGACCGUCUGAAGCAGUUAAAACGUCUGACGUACAUCUGAAUUCUCGGUGGUUGUUCUCUUGAGUCAUCGUAGAAGAAGUUUUUCCAGCAAUGUUUUUUUUAUAAUUGUCGAGUUUCUGUGGAAGUUUUGCUCGGUAUUUCUCGACAGCUUUUGACAGUACGAGCGCUGUCACACUAAUCUUGAUUAUGCUUACGUUUGCACCAAGGUAUACGGUCUGGUCUGAUUAACCUUGGAAUGGUCUGAGAAUAUUUGGUGUCUUUUUGCUGUUUUUGGCGCAAGGCAUUUAUGUGGAUUUGUGCCGGGAUAACUCUGGAAUGGGUACUGUAUUUGAAUUGUUUUUGUUGUUGGUAGCCUACAUUAUUUUUGAGGAUUGAUUUCGAAUUUGAAAUAACGAAAUUCAGUAAACUGUGUAUCUUGUGAAUC